Molecule: messenger RNA, 669 nt
Organism: Ilex paraguariensis (yerba mate)
Lineage: Eukaryota; Viridiplantae; Streptophyta; Magnoliopsida; Aquifoliales; Aquifoliaceae
Source: the annotation of a GenBank genome assembly
CUGGAUAUGUCAGAUCAUGAAAAUUUCACUAUAAUUCUUUCGUUUUUUUUUCGAACAAUGGAUGAUACAUUGAUUGCUCAGAUGGAGUUCCUUGCCGAGGAUGAAUUGGUGGAGAUUGUCCCAAAUAUGAGAAUGGAUCCUAUCAAUUUAAUCUGUGGGGAUUUUGGUCCUUUCCGUCCACAAAUAGCUACCCAAGUACCUCUGUGGCUGGCGGUGGCUUUGAAGAAGAGAGGAAAAUGCACGAUUCGGCCUCCGGAGUGGAUGUCUGUGGACAAGCUAACUCAGGUUUUGGAAGCAGAGCGGGACACUGGAAGAGUUUUUCAACCACUACCAUUCCAUUAUGUAGAAAUCUCAAGGCUUCUUUUUGACCAUGCUCGUGACGACAUUCCUGACAUAUAUAUGGUGAAGUCCCUUAUUGAGGACAUCAAAGAUGUAAGGUUUCACAAAAUUGGGACUGGCUUGGAGACCAUAUCUGGAAGGACAAACGCAGUGAAGCUUUCAAAUCUGUCAGCAAUGGAAGUAAAUAUAGUACGCCCAUUUCUUGCCGGUGCUCUACAGACAUUUUAUAAGCUUCAUAAUCCAGAGAUGGUUCCAGAAUCAGAAAGAAGGGGCAGUAGACGACCCCAAGGAGCAGACCGUGGGGCAAGACGGACAUUGAAACCUAGAUAG